AUGCUAGCCAAAUGGGGGUCGACAUGGCUUACUGCAGUGACAACCUCCACAAAUCCUCUGCACAGGGCCACUGACAUUGCUCUGAGCUCUGCAGUCGACCUUUCCUGGAUUCAAAACCUCGCCUCGAUUGGCGACUCGUACGCUGCAGGCCUAGGCAGUGGGAAAAGAGUGGACUUUGCAUGCUCUCGAUAUAACGCGGCAUACCCUAGCAUCGUGCACGAGUCUCUCCAUGCGAGGAAUACGGAUUCGACGCAUCAGUUCCUGGCCUGUUCAGGCGCAGAUACCGCUGAGAUCUUGGCUAAGCAGGUGCCAGCGCUCCAUACCAACCUUGAUCUUAUAACUAUAUCUGCAGGCGGCAAUGAUAUUGGUCUCACACCUAUACUGAGCAACUGUGUCUACCAAUUCUACAUGGCUGGGGAGGAUGCGUGCCAGAAGUCUGUAGGAGAGGCCCAAGAGAAGAUUGGCAACGACACGCAGCUCUAUCAGAACGUCACAAGGUUAAUUGAAGCGACGAAGCCAUAUCUGAACUCAACACACGGUCUCAUACACGUCACAGGCUACGCGCGCUUCUUCGGCACCGGAGACGACUCCUGCGAUAAUGUGACGUGGGCCGUAUGGCGCAACGUCGAACGUCACAAGCAAUAUCUCAAGCUCGAGAUGCGCCAGGCGCUCAACAACAUGGUACUAUCCGUCAACGCCGUCCUGCGCAGGGCCACCGAAGCCGCAGGCCCCAACGUCCACUUUAUCGACUACGACGCCCGCAUUGCAGCGCUGCAAGGCCGCUACUGCGAGCUCGGCGUCCACGAACCAGAUCCGAAUCGUCGGGCUCUCGUCUUGUACGAGUGGGACACGGUCGACCGGGGUGAGAACAAAACGGGCUUGCAGAACAGCACAGGGGAUGCUGUACCGCGGGGUUCGUUCGAGGGUGGCAUUGCCGAGCAGAUCAAUAAGACGCUUCAUGAACACCCGGAGUGGCGGUUCGAUGCUGAUAAAGGCUUUGUCGAUGGGAAUGGCACUUUGGUGGAUGGAGAAGGUAUUAUUGAGGACACUAUUCACUGGCUGAUACCGGAUUCCCAUAAACGCGUAUUUCAUAUGCGUCCAGAGGGGCAUGCAGUUGUUGCGAGUUUGAUACUUGAGGAUCUGAGGGCGUAUACGAUGAGCAGAGUGCAGUUGGCGGAGAUGGAUGAAUUGUAA
Molecule: messenger RNA, 1194 nt
Organism: Ascochyta rabiei
Lineage: Eukaryota; Fungi; Ascomycota; Dothideomycetes; Pleosporales; Didymellaceae
Exons: 1
Coding region: 1-1194 (397 amino acids)
Biological process (GO): triglyceride catabolic process
Molecular function (GO): triacylglycerol lipase activity
Source: RefSeq, a predicted model, not a curated record